UGACCCCCCUUCGCCCACACGCCCGACUCGUGCUCGCCACGGCCGCACCACCCCCCAAUCCCCUCUAUUGACCUCAAGGUGUUCGACCGCGCGCGCCGCCAUGGCCUCCAUCUCCGCCGCCGCCAAGGCCACCUCCGCCGCCUUCGCGCACAAGAAGGAGCUCGCCGCGGCGGCGCCGCAGCAGCAGCGCUUGAGCGCGGGCGCCAGUAGCCGGCGCGCGCGGGCCGGGCGCGUACGCGCGGUCGCGACGCCGACCCGCGCGCCGCGCUCCCCCGCGUCCACCGGCUCGGUGAAGAGCCCGAUGACGACGACGGAGAAGAUCCUGGCGCGGGCGUCGGAGCGCGCGAGCCUGGAGCCCGGGGAGAACGUGUGGGUGGACGUGGACGUGCUCAUGACGCACGACGUCUGCGGCCCCGGCACCAUCGGAAUCUUCAAGCAGGAGUUCGGGGAGGACGCCAAGGUGUGGGACCGCGAGAAGGUCGUCAUCAUCCCCGACCACUACAUCUUCACCAGCGACGAGCGGGCCAACCGGAACGUCGACAUCCUCAGGGACUUCUGCGAGGAGCAGAAGAUCAAGUACUUUUACGACAUCAAGGACCUCAGCGACUUCAGAGCAAAUCCGGACUACAAAGGUGUUUGCCACAUUGCGCUCGCCCAAGAAGGUCACUGCCGACCAGGCGAGGUUCUCCUUGGUACUGAUUCUCAUACCUGCAAUGCUGGAGCCUUUGGUCAGUUUGCAACUGGGAUUGGAAACACUGAUGCAGGUUUUGUGAUGGGAACUGGAAAGGCUCUUCUCAAGGUGCCCCCAACCAUCAGGUUUGUAUUAGAUGGAGAAAUGCCACCUUAUUUACUCGCUAAGGAUCUGAUUUUACAAAUUAUUGGCGAGAUAUCUGUAUCUGGUGCAACAUACAGAUCGAUGGAGUUUGUUGGAUCAACAAUAGAAAGUCUAACUAUGGAAGAAAGAAUGACACUGUGCAACAUGGUUAUCGAAGCUGGUGGAAAGAAUGGUGUUGUGCCUGCUGAUGAAACUACAUUUAAGUACCUUGAGGGUAAGACAUCGGUUGAAUAUGAGCCUGUCUAUAGUGAUGCUCAGGCCAGAUUUUACAGUGACUACCGGUUUGAUGUAUCUAAAUUAGAGCCAGUAGUUGCAAAGCCACAUUCCCCUGACAACCGUGCUCUAGCAAGAGAAUGCAAGGAUGUCAAGAUUGACCGAGUCUAUAUUGGUUCUUGCACUGGUGGUAAGACCGAGGACUUUAUUGCUGCUGCAAAGGUGUUCUUAGCUUCGGGCAAGAAGGUUAAGGUUCCCACUUUUCUCGUCCCUGCGACACAAAAGGUGUGGAUGGAUGUGUAUAGCCUCCCUGUACCAGGAUCUGGUGGCAAAACAUGUUCCCAGAUUUUUGAAGAGGCUGGUUGUGAUACACCAGCUAGUCCUAAUUGUGGUGCUUGUUUGGGUGGUCCUCGUGAUACAUAUGCGCGGAUGAAUGAACCUACGGUCUGUGUAUCAACGACGAACAGGAACUUCCCUGGCAGGAUGGGCCACAAGGAAGGGCAGAUCUACCUGGCUUCACCCUUCACCGCGGCGGCCUCGGCGUUGACGGGUUAUGUCACGGACCCCAGGGACUUCCUGUCAUAGAGAUCUCGAAAACAAUGAAUUUGUGUUGCGGACUGUCCUGUACUGUACUUUUUAUUCGUGUUUGAAACUGUAGUUUAGAUGUGUCA
Aegilops tauschii subsp. strangulata is the source of this 1719-nucleotide messenger RNA. Its product is annotated as 3-isopropylmalate dehydratase large subunit, chloroplastic. Gene Ontology annotation, molecular function: 3-isopropylmalate dehydratase activity; 4 iron, 4 sulfur cluster binding. The record is from RefSeq and is a predicted model, not a curated record. Gene Ontology annotation, biological process: amino acid biosynthetic process. NCBI's taxonomy places the organism in Eukaryota, Viridiplantae, Streptophyta, Magnoliopsida, Poales, Poaceae.